AUGGGCCAAGUUUACUCGUUGUACAAUGGCCUUUUCUCUCUCAGUCAAUGGUCCAUUCUCAGUAUUCGCCGACUACUAUUUAGUGGAAACGAACUGCUACUGGAAGGUCCAAAAUCAGAAGAAACUAAAGAUUAUCCCAAAGCAACACUCCAAUCACUUCCUGUCGAAAUACUUCUUCAUAUUUUCUCACAUUUGGAGCUUAAACCAUACCUCUUCUCUCGUGGUGUAUGCAAAGAAUGGCAGCGCCUUCUCCCACUCGCUGAUAUCCUUCCAGCACGACGCCGUCUGCUCGAGCUGUAUUUAAAGAUGAUUAAUACGCCGAAUUUCAUCGAUACCCGUUCAUGGAUACUCGAGAAUCUCCAGCCUUUUGACCGCCAGGCUUAUAUUGACACCAUCCUCUCUCAAUAUCCGGCAAUUCCUGAGGAAUUUCGUAUAUGGCUUCUUGAAUGGCCAGAACGGGCAACUAUAAAUUGUAUCUGGCCAGGCCUACCGUUUGUUUCAUGCAAUGACCUCAGUCCCAGCAGAAGGGAUGGAGUUAACUGGGUGGCGUACAAAAGUCAUUCCCCUCAACUUCUUGCGCCAGUCUAUAGGCAAGGUACCCCCAAUGCCAAAUUUAUUCCAGGUCUUUUGAUCUGGAGGCAUCACUAUAGGACAGAAUGGCUUAUUUUUGAUAAGGAUGAACCCCAACUCUUCGGUCGCGUUUAUGUAACCAGACUCAUGGAACUUGAAAUGCCAGCGGACAUCCAACAUGAACGUCGACUGACUGCCGAAGAUGAUGAAGAAGACAUCGAGUCUCUAGAAUAUUCUCUUGAAGAAGAGGGCACGGACGACACGGACGGCAGGUUCAAUGUACCAUAUCCUGAUUGGAUUAGCUAUUUGGAGAGCUGCUGGACCGAGAACCUCAGGAGGUUGGAAAAACGGAGAAUAUUUCUCCUAAAAGACGAUAUUAUUGAUGAAUCUGAUAUCGGACCUUAUUUCAAUGGGCACAACGAUACAAUGCUUCCUGCUUUCUCAUGGAGCUUACGAGAUUCGUUUACAGAGUGCCUUGUAACAAGUUAA
Psilocybe cubensis is the source of this 1059-nucleotide messenger RNA. RefSeq lists its product as uncharacterized. The transcript has a single exon. Gene Ontology annotation, molecular function: protein binding. Lineage: Eukaryota; Fungi; Basidiomycota; Agaricomycetes; Agaricales; Agrocybaceae. The record is from RefSeq and is a predicted model, not a curated record. The coding region runs from base 1 to 1059 and encodes 352 amino acids.